AUGAACGUCCUCAAGCUUCAAAGGAAGUUCCAACAGUUUGAUCAGGGCGAAAUCUUUACUCUUCAAGAUGCCUUUCGAAAGUUAGAUGUUGAUGACAAAGGCUACUUGGAUGAAGCGACCGUGAUCAAAGCUACUCAACAAGCAGAGCGCCAGCCAUAUGACAUCGUACGGCAGGCGCUAAAGGAGGUUGAACUGGAUAGCUCUCGCCGGGUAGAAUUUGAAGACUACGUGGAUCUUAUCUCCAAGCUGCGCUCUACUCCCGGACAAAGCGGGUCUGCCAGCACUGCAGGUACCGCCGCGGUAGUACCCGGUAAUGGGGCUGGCUCAUCUCGCCAUGUCUCUAAAGGCAGUAUAGGGGGAAGAAUUCAUGUCCAAGGUUCAUCGGCAAAUGUAACUCAUACUAUUAAUGAGGAUGAAAGGACCGAGUUCACGAGACACAUCAAUGCCGUUCUUGCUGGCGACCCGGACAUUGGUCACUUCCUGCCGUUCGCCACCGAUACAUUUGAGAUGUUCGAUAAAUGUAAAGACGGCUUGGUUCUAGCAAAACUGAUCAAUGACAGUGUUCCAGAUACGAUCGACGAGCGUGUCUUGAACAAGCCAGGAAAGAAAAUCAAGGAAUUGAACGCAUUCCACAUGUCCGAGAAUAACAAUAUAGUGAUUAACUCGGCUAAGGGUAUUGGUUGCUCAGUUGUGAAUAUUGGAAGUGGUGAUAUCAUAGAAGUGCGCGAACAUCUCAUCCUUGGCCUAAUCUGGCAGAUCAUUCGCCGGGGUCUUUUGGGCAAAAUUGAUAUCAAGCUCCACCCUGAGCUUUAUAGACUUCUUGAAGAAGAUGAAACCUUGGAGCAAUUUUUACGUCUGCCUCCUGAACAGAUAUUGCUGCGUUGGUUUAAUUAUCAUCUGAGAAACGCAAAAUGGAACAGACAGGUGACAAACUUUUCAACUGAUGUGAAAGAUGGUGAAAAUUAUACAGUUCUUCUCAGCCAACUGGCACCUGAUAUUUGUUCACGAGGUCCCUUGCAAACACAGGACUUGCUUCAGCGUGCUGAGCUAGUUCUAGCUAAUGCCGACAAACUGGGCUGUCGAAAGUUUUUGACCCCAACCUCACUCGUUGCUGGAAACCCUAAACUUAACCUUGCUUUUGUAGCCAAUUUGUUUAACACGAUUCCAGGUCUCGACCCUAUCACUGAAGAAGAGAAGCUCGAAGUCGAAGACUUCGAUGCUGAGGGUGAACGUGAGGCUAGAGUCUUUACGCUAUGGUUAAAUUCACUGGAUGUCCAACCAGCUGUUAACUCUCUCUUUGAUGAUCUUCGAGAUGGCACUAUUCUCCUCCAGGCCUAUGAUAAAGUAAUUCCUGGAAGUGUUAAUUGGAGGCAUGUCAACAGACCACCAGCAUCUGGUGGUGAAAUGAUGCGUUUCAAAGCGGUAGAGAAUACCAAUUAUGCCACCGAGCUUGGAAAGAAUAUCGGCUUUUCUCUUGUUGGUGUUCAGGGGGCUGAUAUCACCGAUGGACAGCGUACCCUUACACUGGGAUUAGUCUGGCAACUAAUGCGGAAAGAUAUCACAAAUACGCUGUCGAGCUUGGCGCAGCGGAUGGGUAAACUUGAGAUUACGGACUCGGAGAUGAUUCGGUGGGCAAAUGACAUGUCCCGCAAAGGCGGCAGGACUUCGUCGAUACGCAGUUUCAAGGACCAGUCGAUCGGAUCGGGAAUCUUCCUACUUGACGUGCUUAACGGCAUGAAGAGUAGCUACGUGGACUAUGAAAUUGUAACUCCAGGCCGCAGUGACGAAGAAGCAUACUCAAAUGCCAAGUUGAGCAUCAGUAUAGCAAGAAAGCUAGGUGCAACGAUCUGGUUGGUCCCUGAAGAUAUUUGCCAGGUCCGCUCCCGCUUAGUGACUACAUUCAUUGGCUCCCUUAUGGCUACAUAUGAGAAGAUGCAAUGA
Aspergillus pseudotamarii is the source of this 1941-nucleotide messenger RNA. It is a transcript of the gene sac6, whose product is annotated as fimbrin. The coding region runs from base 1 to 1941 and encodes 646 amino acids. Gene Ontology annotation, cellular component: actin filament bundle; actin filament; cytoplasm. Gene Ontology annotation, molecular function: calcium ion binding; actin filament binding. Gene Ontology annotation, biological process: actin filament bundle assembly; actin filament network formation. NCBI's taxonomy places the organism in Eukaryota, Fungi, Ascomycota, Eurotiomycetes, Eurotiales, Aspergillaceae. The transcript is spliced from 5 exons. The record is from RefSeq and is a predicted model, not a curated record.